UAUUGUAGUCCGUCGAACGAAAACACUUUGCGACGCCUUUAAAAGGCAAGGCAAGGAGUUGCAUUGUUUUACGUGAAUGUGGAUUUUGUCAUUAGAUGAUGUUUAUUUCUGUAAAUUCAAUUUCUGUUGCACACAUGAGAAUCAAUGUGUGAAUUGAGGUUUCUUUGUUGCUGAGGAAUCAUUAAAGGAAUGUUACGACAAUAACACUCGAGGAAUUUAUCUGUUAUCAUCAAUUUUAUUAUUCAAUACUUAUAUUAUAACUUAUACUACAAUAUACAAAUUUCUGCAGUAGUUCAUGGUUAAUAAAUAUUGUUUUAUUAACAUAUACGUGUUAUACGUUGAAAGUUUUUGUGAAUGCCCGUAACAUUCUAUUUGGAUAAUUUUUUUCGUACGAGUACCAUGUAGUUAUUGUUUCGAAAAUUAUUGGAUAAACGCUUAUAAAUAUUUUGGCUGCAGCAGAAAUAUUGAUGUAAAUAAGACUCUAGAAUCUACUGUUUCUUAAUAAUUUAAUAAUUCUGUUAUGGUGAAAUAUUUGAACUUCUAAAUAAAUUUUAAGUAUGCAUUGGAAUUUUUAAAUUGCUGUGAAUAAUUUCAUGUCAACAAAUGCGCAUGCGUCUCUUGAGGUUCGCGGCAAAACUGAAACGUUUGUUUAAUCGUAUUCAUGUUAUUUGAAGUAAAUUGUCAGUUAAAUUUUUCAGCGAAUAAAAUCGUUUUUUUAUUACAUAAAUAUUGUGAUUAUUAAUUUGUGCAUGGAGGGUUUGAAAUGUCUCAGCACGGUGCUGCUUUACAAACAUAUAAUCAAGAACUUGUAAAAUGUUUAGAGGAUAUGAAAAUAAGGCGUACAGAGUUGCAAACACAAAUUGAAGCACAGGAAGAAGAAAAAAAUAAUUUACAAAGAGAAAUAGAAAAUUUAUCUUAUAAACUAACACGAUUGAAUGAUAGUUUAUCUAAAAGGAUAGCUGUUAGAAACGAAUAUGAUAAAACUAUCGCCGAUACAGAAACUGCGUAUAUAAAGAUUUUGGAGAGUUCACAACUUUUAUUGAAUAUGAUUAAGAGAGAGGCUACAAAAUUGGACCAGGCAUUAGUUAAGGCAAUCUUGGACAAACAACAAUAUCGACCAUAAAUGUGCAAUAAUAAAUAUAUAUAAAGUAUAAUAAAUAUUUAUUAAUUUAUAAUAAUUUAUUAUGUUUUAUUAAUACUGUGUAAUUUUCAAAUAGUACUAAAAACAAUUUUGAAUUUAAGCAUUGCCAAGAGCUUUUUGUUCAUUCCAUACAUUUAAUAGUUCACUUGGAUCUCCAUAUCCAUGAGAACUUAUUACAUAUUUAUAAUUAAAUUUUGUAUAAUCUUUUUUAGAAAAAUGAAACUCUUCGCAAUGAAAAGGCUCAAUGUCUGCUUUCUUAGCAACUAUGCCUAAAUAGAUAUCGUCAAAUCUAAAGUGCUUUGUAUAAAGACUAGUAUAAUACAUCUCUAAUAGGGCUUCCUUCGACAAUAUAUAUGCGCCAGCUGUAAUAUACGGUGGCCAUAAAUGAUAAGGAUAUUCACUAAGAGGAACAUACCAUUUAGAAGAUUUAUGACGAUGAGGUGAAGAUAUUAUCACAAAGCCUGCAUACAAUCUAAUAUCUUCUGGAAGUUCAAAAUCAAAAAUUUGUCUUUUUCUUCUGUUUGGUACAAUAUCAUUUCUCGUAACAUUUAUUUUACUUUUAAGUAUCUCUGCAGGUGCAUUAGUAGACAUAGGUCCUGUAUGUUCUGUCUUAACAUAAUCAUUUUGUGUCAAUUUGUAAAUAAUUUCAUUUGUAGUAUUUUUUAUAUUUUUAGGAACAUGAUUUGUAUUUGAAGAAUUGCUAUUCCUCGUUGCAACUGUAUUUUUAAAAUAUGAUUCUUCUGCUUCGUCAGAAACUUUGAUUUCUCUUUUAUGGGCUCCAAUCUUUUUGGGUUCUUUAAAAUAAUCUGGGUAGUUAGCUGGAUUUCUUAUAAAUCUCAAAACAUUUUUUACAGAAACAUAUAUAUCGUCAUCAACAAACAUGUAAAAUUUCGAGUUUGAGCAAUAUUUCACUAACCAUUUAAAAGCCAUCAUUGUUUUAAUAGAAUUAUUGUAAUAAGAAUCUGUAAAAUUGGCUUGUACAAUAUCCUUAUAUUUCAUAGCCUCUGUUUCAACCUUAGCUUGAAGUUCACUAUCAUGUAAAUGUACGCCUAACAUAAAAAUUGUCUUCGAAGGUACAUCAAAGAAUCUUUUUUCAAAACCCCAAGAGUUCCUAAUUGCCAGUCUUCUCUCGAAAUGUUCUAUUGCAGAUUUUACUAUAUAUACAACACGAUAAUUGUUGUAUGCUGGGUCUAUACAUUUUUGUU
Messenger RNA from Nomia melanderi (Alkali bee), 2346 nucleotides. The record is from RefSeq and is a predicted model, not a curated record. NCBI's taxonomy places the organism in Eukaryota, Metazoa, Arthropoda, Insecta, Hymenoptera, Halictidae.